Messenger RNA from Daldinia decipiens, 813 nucleotides. RefSeq lists its product as uncharacterized. Lineage: Eukaryota; Fungi; Ascomycota; Sordariomycetes; Xylariales; Hypoxylaceae. The record is from RefSeq and is a predicted model, not a curated record. The coding region runs from base 1 to 813 and encodes 270 amino acids. Gene Ontology annotation, molecular function: copper ion binding. The transcript has a single exon.
AUGACUAUCGGAUUUGAAAUACCAGUAUUUGGUGCGAGUGCUGCUUCCAAAGCCAUCGAAUUAGGGGCAUCACGCAUCGAGCUGAAUGCUUCAGGAUCGUACUCAGAUGGAGGCUUGACACCACCGCUCCAUGAACUGAAAGGUUCUUCGUCUGUCAGAGUUCCACUACGGGUUAUGAUCAGGCCCCGUGGUCCUCCGUCAGAACCCCAAGCCCGUGACUUCAUCUACUCCGACGAGGAGUUUGAGCGAAUGGAGGCUUCUAUUCAAAUGUUCAAGGAGACAGGCUUACUAAAAAAGGAACAUGGCGAUGGCUUUGUUUUUGGAAUCUUGAAGGAGUCCCAGGAUAUUGCUGAGGCUAGUACUGGCAGGAGGAAAUGCUGGGUUGAUAAAGAGAGAUGCAACCGUCUAGUUGAAGCUGCUCGCCCAUUCAAAACCGUAUUUCACCGCGCAUUCGACGAAAUCGUCAGCUGUGAUGAUGCUGGGAUAGCUAUCGAUAAUCGGCAUGCUUGGCGGGUAGGGCUGGAUGAUCUGGCAGCGUGUGGCUUUGACGCUAUACUCACAUCCGGCGGACUCGGAAAUGCCAUCCAGAACAUAGAUAUGCUAGACAGAAUCAUCACAAGAGCAGAGGUUCUUAGAAUUGAGAUCAUUGUUGGUGGUGGAGUUCGAAAACACAAUAUUCAGCGAUUGUCUCAGCAGUUAAAGCUAAAAGAAAGGGGAUCAACGACAUAUGUCCAUUCGGCAUGUCUUUCUAGCACUGAGUCCGAGUGUGUUGAUGACGAUGAAGUUAUUGGUAUCCUGUCACACUUGGGAUAG